UGGCCCAAGUUCGGAAGGAAAUUUUCGGCAACGCUUCAUAUCUAAGUCCUUACAAGACCCCCUGCCAGUGCGAUGGCACCCAUCGGUAACCAGACUGCAGCGGACUGUGACAAGCUACACGGCAAGCGCCAUCUCACCGAGGCCCUCGCCUGGGCGGACAUGGAAGACGACGAGCCAACCCUUCUGCUGCUGGCCGAUCUCGUUCCGGCGACCUGUCUUGCACGCAGCGACCUCCUUCAGCCGUGCUCGGCCCCGGAGGUCUGCAAGCCGCUGUCGCCGAUAGCCACAUCUGGCACGCAGGCGAUCUCAUUGGUGCUGACGCGCGGAGCACGGGACAGCGUCCCUCCUCCAGCAGCUGCGGGCGUCCGCACGCCACUCUCCGCAAAGUCGAGACCGUUCAUCUCCAGGCACGGUGUGGCACCAUCUCUCGUGAGCCAGCGGGCGCAUUCGCCUGCUGGCAAGGCUGAUCUCGGAGAGGGCGGUACGCAGACGGGCAUGGAAACGGAGACUCGCACCACGGUGAUGCUGCGCGGCCUUCCCAGCACCUUCAGUCGCAAGAUGCUGGUCGGUUUGCUGCACGCCCACGGCUACUCGGGGCAGUUUGACUUCGUGUACCUUCCAGUGCAUUUCGAGACCUUCGAUACCCAAGGGUAUGCGUUCGUAAACCUGACACAGCCAGCGGCCGCCGAGCGCUUCAGGGCAUUCUUCGAGGAUUUCAACGGGCACCCCUUCUCGGCCUUGAGGCCCAGCGGCACGUCCUGGAGCCGGCUGCAAGGGCUCGAGGCAAACGUCGAGAAGUACCGGAGCAGCUACGUCAUGUGCGAGCACGUGCCCGAGGAGUGCCGGCCGCUGCUCUUCCGCGAGGGGUUGCCGCGCCCCUUCCCGGAGCCCGCCGUGAAGCGCAAGGGGCGCGCGAAUUUCCGCUGGCGGCGCAGCGUCGCUUGAUGCAGGAUCCGACGAAGGCAAGACACCAUGAAGAAAAUCCCGGACCUCCGACAAAAUGACUUCUUCAAUAUGUGUGUCCCGUCUUCGGGCCCCAGGACCAUCAAAAAACGGGUCCAGGGCGAAAAGCUAGCUUUGGGUCGGGAGUCGCGAUUUCUGGGGCCGCGGAUUGAAAAAAAACAUAUCGGCGGAGUCAGGGAAUGAAUGUUCUAGGGUCCGCGCGGAUCUCGUGGACAUGCGCUGAACCACCCAGGCGGCGCCGAUCCAAUUAAUUUCCGGCCCUUUUCGAGAGUUUACGUGUUUGCAUGCAUUUGUUCUUCGAAGGGCGCGCGGGCGUGAUCCGGGUUUGCGGGCAGUUCUCGAUGGCGUGCCAGAAAUCAGGCUGAAAGGUUUGGUGACAGGUGCGCUUGCUCUGACCCUUCCAUCUAGGCGAAAGUGUGUAUUCCACGGCGGUGAGGCUUCUGAUGGCACGGUCUACAAACACGUCCUCGAAGCUUUGAAGCCAGAGGUGCAUUGGAUAUGGUGUCAGGGCCGUUGCAGGAUUGAUGCCCCCCGCCCUCCCUCUCCUUGCAUUUCCCAUCAUUUCCCUCUUUCUCUAUAUCCAGUCUACGACGUCACACUCGGAAGAUGUGUUCAUCAGUAACACUCUCAGAGCGUGUGUGCAUGUGAACGCUCCUGUGCGUGGGAAUGGGUUUCCCCGUGCAAGAGUUCAUUCUAGCACUGACUAUGCGAAUUGUGUUGGUGUUGGUCCCGUGGUUGCGCGUCAAAUGAUGUUGCCCAUCCAGCCGACGCAGGGUGCGGUUCAUUGCCACUGUGUUUCAAUUGUAGGGGUGCAUGUUGCUCGUCUUUCAGGAGCACCUUUCGCAUCGUUCGAAGUGGAGUAUUGGCCCCGACGAUGGAUGCGAAAUGUAACCAUUAUCCAGAGCCCCUUCUGCGCCAUCGACCAAUGUAGCUGCAGUUCGUCGAGGAGUGCUUGGCUCCAGCGAGGCUGAGACUACAGAAACUGCCCGCCGAGUCUCUGCCACUCUGGGGUAACCUAAAGCAGCCAGCACGAUGGCGCCCCCUCUCGUUCUCCCUCGUUCUCUCGCUCUCUCUCUCUCUAUCUCUAUCUCUAUUCCCCUCUCCUUCUCUCUCCCUCUGUCUUGCAUGUACAUACAUUGGCGCCCACUGCUUAGACACAUACAGAUACGCUCAUACAUAGUUACAUGGAGAAAGUGGGACACUGCGACACCAGCGUACACUCGAGCAAAUGAACUCGCGCCAUGCCGCCCCGGUGCCCCUCUGACUGAUUCGUGGCUUGACGUCAGUAUGGUUAGACUGUUUUGUGGGUCCUCCUCCGUGUCCUCAACCAGCGGCUUCCUCCUUUGUCCUCGUCCUCCUCCG
Messenger RNA from Prorocentrum cordatum, 2325 nucleotides. NCBI's taxonomy places the organism in Eukaryota, Dinophyceae, Prorocentrales, Prorocentraceae. The record is from the annotation of a GenBank genome assembly.